AUGAUUUUAACACACAUAAUUAUUUUAAUUACUACUCUUACAAUUAAUUGCACGCUAUAUAAUAAACAUCUAAGGAGCCACUACACCAGGGAUUCCAAUAAUAAAAGGCAAAAAUACUCAUUAAUGAUUGAUCGCGCACAAUGUGAUUAUAGCAUUUAA
Molecule: messenger RNA, 159 nt
Organism: Rodentolepis nana
Lineage: Eukaryota; Metazoa; Platyhelminthes; Cestoda; Cyclophyllidea; Hymenolepididae
Source: the annotation of a GenBank genome assembly